AUGCUUGGAGCCUUAGAGCUGGCUUGCUGUUACAGCGCCUGGAAUCACGGACGACAUCAUAUCGUUGAUGAUCACGAGCGAUAUGUCAUCAAGAAGGAUAUUAAGAAAUUGGCUGGUCAUGCUCGCCUCAAAGAACAGGAGUACCUUUCACUCGAAUCCGUUAUGGCCGAGUUCAAACUAUCCAAUAACACUCUACGAAGAAUGAUGACACAUAUGAGUGACAAUAUGGAUAGAGGGCUUGAGGGUGGGCUGGAAGCAUCAACAAUCGCUAUGCUUCCAUCAUUUGUACCUGAACUCCCAGAUGGAACAGAACGUGGUAAGUUCGUUGCUAUGGAUCUGGGAGGUACGAACCUGCGAGUGAUGAUCAUGGAAAUCGAACCAGGCGAGGAGAUGCGGACGAAGCAGUUCAACACCCGCAUUUCUAACGCUGCCAUGCAUGGCAGCGGCGAACAGCUGUUCGACUAUAUUGCCAAGGCGUUGGCUGACUUUCUCAUUGAGAAAGAAUUGGCCAAUGACAAUUUGCCGGUCGGCUUCACAUUCUCCUAUCCGUGUGAUCAAACGAGUCUUAGGAGCGCAAAGUUGUUGAGGUGGACCAAAGGUGUCACCGCUACUGGUGUCGUUGGCGAAGAUGUUGUUAAAUUGUUGGAAGAGGCAAUUGAAAGAGACGGCAGAAUUAAAGUCGAAGUGGUGGCACUUAUCAAUGAUACGGUUGGAACAAUGGUCGCAGCCGCCUACGAAACGAGAGGAGAGUGCGACUUGGGUGUCAUCAUUGGAACCGGUACGAACGCCUCCUACAUGGAGAGCACGAAGGCGAUAGUGUACGGUUUACAGAACGCAACUGUAGAAUAUCCUCAUGAGGAGAUGAUCAUCGACACAGAAUGGGGAGGAUUUGGUGAUCGAGGUGAAGCCGACUACAUUUUUACUCAAUAUGACAAGAUUGUCGAUGAGCGUUCGGACCAUCCAGGCGUGAACUCUCUCGAUAAACUUGUGGCCGGUAUGUGCAUGGGAGAGAUCGUGCGACUAGUGCUAGAGAAACUUUGCACACAUAAGGUGUUGUUCGGCGGAAAUGGCUCACAGAUGUUGUACACGAUCGGCUCGUUCCCGACGAAGUACAUCUCCGAAAUUUUACAUGACGAUUGCGGAUCAUAUGCGAACACUAGGCAAAUCAUGGACGAGUUAGGUGUUGACGACUACACCUUUUCCGAUAUGCUACUAUUUCGAGAGGUCUGUCUGGUGGUGUCGCGACGAAGUGCAUAUCUUAGUGCAGCAGGUAGCAAGCAUUAA
This is a messenger RNA of Angiostrongylus costaricensis, 1284 nucleotides long. The record is from the annotation of a GenBank genome assembly. Lineage: Eukaryota; Metazoa; Nematoda; Chromadorea; Rhabditida; Metastrongylidae.